AUGUCUGAUCGGACUCCUGCCAUCACCUUUCCCGCUGGUCCUCUUUCACCUCCUUCACCUGCCGCAGGAUCAUCAUCUGCUUCUAAAGAAAGCCAACAUCUCCCUCCCUUCUUGAAUCACGCCCCACAGACUCCGACAUCUCCUCCGUUGAUGUCGGUCAGCGAUUCGAACAAUGGUUCCAACUUUACAUCCACCCAAGCACCAUCGAAUCAGGCGACAGUCCACCACCAUUCUUCACACGGCUCUUCUCCCUACUCCUCCACGCCUGUCUCAACACAAGCCUCGCAACCCCCUACAUUGAGUACAACAAACUCGUUCCCUACGCCGGCCAGCAGCGUGAGUGGUCAUCUCACUCAUGCGACCUCGUUUGAGGAGCCGGACUUGAAAGCUCUUCAGCCUGGGACCCAGGCUGCUACAUCCACCAUGAACCCUGGAUCUGAACCUCAGACGGCUGAUUACAUGCAUACCGAUCAUGACCGGCAACCGAUUUUCCCUUCUUCGACUGCAAGUGGUCUAUGCGACGGCGCUGCCGACAAGAAACCGGACCCUGAUGCGAUGGACGUGGACCAGGAGCCAAUAUUGCGCAGUGGUACACAUGGUCUCGGAUUAGACUCUCUCCAAAAGGAUUUCCAAUCGGCCUAUCAUCUUUGCAAGAGCUCGCCUAUCCCUACGGGUCCAGAUCCCUCGUGGGACCUGAUUUCUCUGUAUGGACUAGGUUCGAUUGCGCAGUCUGUCGCACGGAUUCACCCCGUCACUGGUGAGAAGAUCAACCGGCUGCGGAAGUCAUAUGAGGGCAAACUGAAGCCUCUGGGUCUGGCGGGCAAGAACAAGCCAAUCAAGACGGAUUCAAGCAAGGAAGGCAGCUUGCGAUAUCUCACUUUGUGGCCCGAAGAGGAAUGGCAGAAUCAAAAGGUGUUUGGCAAGCAAAUCAAGACAGCUGACAUGGAUUCCGCAUUGCUCGGUCUGCAAACCAAGGCGAUGCAGCUUCAGCCAGGGGUGGCGCCCAAUAAUGACUUUUGGGAAGAUGUCUUGGGUCUGGAGAAGCCAGUGAAGGUCUCCGGUCCAGGGGACAUGGGCAAAAAGGGUACGCCCACCCCGGGAGGCCGGUUGGGUACUCAGCCGAUGGUGGCCAGUGGCGCGGGCGCUACAGAUUUGGGUGAUAGAGCACGCCCCAGUCGCGGUCGCAAGAGAAAUUACGAUGAUAACAGCUUCGUCGGCUAUGGCGAAGGCUACGCUGAUGAUGAUGACGAGACCGGGUUCUACUCCAAUGGAGAAGGAGCCGGUAAGAAGAAACGAAAGAAGGUUGGUGUCGCUUAUCUUGAUCACGUUUCUAAGGUUUCAACCCCAAUGUCCGAGCGAAGUGGCAGCUACGGAGUCGGUAUGUUUGGCAUCGGUGCCCGCUGA
Penicillium diatomitis is the source of this 1404-nucleotide messenger RNA. RefSeq lists its product as uncharacterized. The transcript has 3 exons. Lineage: Eukaryota; Fungi; Ascomycota; Eurotiomycetes; Eurotiales; Aspergillaceae. Gene Ontology annotation, cellular component: mediator complex. Gene Ontology annotation, molecular function: transcription coregulator activity. The record is from RefSeq and is a predicted model, not a curated record. Gene Ontology annotation, biological process: regulation of transcription by RNA polymerase II. Bases 1 to 1404 code for a protein of 467 amino acids.